CAUAAGGGAGGGCGGAAAGAAAGAGAGCGGGUUCGCGGAACAAACUGACCAAAUCGGCCGGCGCUUUUUUUUUUUUUUUUAUUUUUAAUUUUUUUUUUUAUUUUUAUUAUCAUCACAUAGCUGCUCCCAAUCACUUCAGUCUUAGUGAAGUAAAUGUAUCUUCUACUUUAUUUGUAACACUGUUCGGAGAUCAGCUCGAGCCCGGUAUAUUAAUAUUUGCGGUUUUUUCGAGAUGCCCAGCAGCACGUCUUUGUUGGAAGGCGAGGAGACGGAGCCGGAGCUGCCGCCGCUAGUCGUUCGGGCAUUCGCCGACAUGGGCCUCGAUGAACACGGUCCGCAGAGCCAGGCGGAGCCUCGGGAGCCCACUGGAACCCCAGUCCCGACCUCUCACUUCAGUCUGUUGGGAGCAGUGCUGGACCUACAGCCGCUGCAGUGCCCCCAGGCCGUGCCGCCGGAGGAAGAAGAAGCGGCGGAGGAGAGCGCGCCCGGAGACGCCGCUGCUGGCGAGUCCGACACGCUGCUCGCACAGGCCCCGGGCCCCGGGCUGGCCUCGGUUCUCUUACCGGCAAUGGUGGAGUCCCCCGAGACUGUGAUGCUCUAUAGCGGGGGACUGGACGACUCCACGCCGCGGCAGGUCCCCGGAAUGUUGGUGAUACCGCCGGGCUACACGGAACCAGGCUACCCGGAACCGGGCUACACGGAGCCGGGCUUCGAGGCCGAGCAGCCGGCGCUGCUGAGAAGGAAGAGCGUGAACACGACCGAGUGCGUCGCGGUGCCGAGCUCAGAACACGUCGCGGAGAUCGUAGGCCGCCAGGGGUGUAAGAUAAAAGCACUGCGGGCAAAGACCAACACGUAUAUCAAGACUCCCGUGCGUGGCGAGCAGCCUGUGUUUGUUGUGACCGGGCGGAAGGAGGAUGUGGCCAUGGCCAAGCGGGAGAUCCUCUCUGCUGCUGAACACUUCUCGCUGAUCCGCGCAUCUCGUAAUAAGCCAGGACCGCUGGGCGGGCCGGGGCUCGGCUGUGGCCCGGUGCUGCCGGGUCAGACCACCAUCCAGGUGCGUGUCCCCUACAGGGUAGUGGGCCUGGUGGUGGGGCCCAAGGGUGCCACCAUCAAGCGCAUACAGCAGCAGACGCACACCUACAUUGUCACGCCAAGCCGCGACAAGGAGCCUGUGUUUGAGGUGACGGGCAUGCCCGAGAACGUGGACCGCGCCCGUGAGGAGAUCGAGGCCCACAUUGCCAUGCGCACCGGGGGCUGCGUCGAGCCAGCGGCAGAUGACGACGACUUCCACUGCAAUGGCACUGAUGUUAGCUUUGACGCCAGCGGCUGUGGAGAGCCUCUGCACUCUGACAUGGCUGCCGUCACCGGGGGGCGCUCUGCCGGGCGCAUGACCUGCACGUACCGCAACAACAGCUCCAGCUCCCUCGGCAGCGGCGGUUCCAACGAUUCCUUCUACAGCGGGGCAGGGGGACGCAUGGCGGACUUCAGCCCCACAAGCCCCUUCAAUAGCAACAGUGCGGGUAGCUUCUGGUUCGGAGAGAACCUGCUCCAGCUGGGGCCAGAUGACCUCGAAGUGUCUGCUUUCGAAGCCCUGACCAUGUCGGCUCCGCCUCUCACCGGCCCCCAACACCCAGUCCUCUGGAGUCCCUUCGAACAGGGCCUGCCGCUGCUGGAGGGUCGCUGUCAGGCCCCGUACCGUGACAGCCAGCCAGGCACUCCGCGUCUGUCACCCACUUCCCAUGAUUCCCUGGAGCAGCCGGUAGGUCGGCACACUCGGAGCGAUCCGGUCAGCACGCGCCUGCCCCGCUUCCCUGCCUAUGGUGUGGCCUUCUCCUCUUCCUCCUCUGGCGAUAGCACCACCUCCAGCUCUCCGCCUGACUCCGCGGGCCCCGGGGGAGCUUACCGCGGGCGGCAGGACUGCGUCCGCUGCCUUGAGAGUGAGUGUGUGGCUGCCCUGGUACCCUGCGGGCACAACCUUUUCUGCAUGGAGUGCGCCAACCGUAUCUGUCAGGCAGAGGAUGCAACGUGCCCCGUGUGCCAGGCCCCUGUCACCCAGGCUCUCCGUCUGCGCAACAUGUGAACUACUGUGGGCAGUCCCUUAUCAGCAAUGUAGUUUGUUUUAAUCCUAUUUUUUCACCAGAAUAAUCAACUUACCCUUUUUUAAGUUUUAUUUUUUUAUAUUGUAUCUUUUUUCCAAUGACUGUUAAAUUAGGUGUGAACAAAGUCAAGGAUCAAGGCUAAAAAGUUGUUGGUCACGGCAUUGUAAAGUUUUAACCCCAUCUGUUUAGCUGCUAUAUUUAGUUGUACUCGGUUUGCUCGGACAGCCGGUCCUGCGGCUCCCUUGGUAGGACAGGAAGGGAUUUUUCCACCUCCUAUGUUUUCCUUCCCCUCCUUCCACAGCCAUCGGCAACGAGUUGCGCACCUACUGCCACGUUCGUGCAGUUUGACUUUUUUUUUUUAAAAAAAAAAAACUUUAAUUUAGAUCUGUUUACAACAGUUUGUGCCUAAUUCCAUUGAAAAGUCAAUCUUAAGCUUCUCGAACGAACAGGGGCACAGUGUAACCAUGGAACUACCUUUUUUUUUUAAUGCCUUUGGCCUUUCAUGGCGGCAUGCAUGUCACUAUUACCAAAAAGAUUAACGAAAACGCUACUGCCCCAGUCAGUGCCCUUCUGGCCGGGGCGCGGGCAGGUCCCAGGUAUACUGAGGGAGAGGUUUGUCCUUUCUGUGAGGCACAGGGCUGCAGGCCACCGUUCCCUCCAUCUGUUUCAAAACAGGGGCAGGGUCGUGUUUCCAGCCAUAUCUGUAGUAUUUAUUUUUUUUAUUUUGUUCGUAAACAGUCCCUGCUGUUGCACACUGGAAAGGACAGCCUCUCCUGUGCUAAGAUCAUAUGAACAAUAGAUGUUAGUGAAAGUGAUUGACACUGCCCCAGUGCAUUGUAGGAUGCAAGCUUCUUCCCUCCCCUAACUUAUUUGUGCUGCCUUUUCAUAUUUUUCUCCCUUCCAUUCAGGGUUGGGGCGUCAACCCCAUCCCCCCCACGCUGCUCCUACUUUCUCUUGCGUAGGCAUUACCUUGGAUGGGUGUUCUCCUGCUGUUCCACUCAUGCUCCAGUAAAGGGGCAGAGCAAGGUGGGGAGGGAGACUUGCUGCUCGUGAGCCAUCGGGGGCCAGGGAGCGGACGUGUAGUCCCAACCCCCCAAACACUUCCCCAUUCCUUUAGCUUUUGAUCCGUCAAGCCAGGGCGAGGGCCGUGGCUCCUCGUCCACCUGUAGCUAACGCUGAUCCGCGUAGCGACGAUUAAUGCUGUUAAUAACUAGUAAAUACGCAGAAUUUUAAUUUUUUAUUCCACUUGAAGUUACAUUUUUUGUGUAUAUAUAAAUGAAAUCUAUUCAAGUUUACAGAGGAUUUAAUUUGUAUUUUUCUUGCUCCAGCACAGGUGUUGCAGUGUGCUGAGGAUAGUCAGUACUCUUUGCUUGUAGUGUAGUUUGACAGUAUUGAAACUAGGAUCGUCUUGUACCUGGGGGGGGGGGGGGGGCAUGUAUGCAGGCAUGUUUCAGAAAUGUACCGCGCUGUACACUGCAACUAAACGGCCAAGGAUCUAACACUUCAACUGCGUGUUCUGUCUGUAAGCCACCAACUUAAAUACGUGUGUUUAAUAUAUAAUAUAUAAUAUAUAUUAUAUAUUAGUACCAACAGUCAAGUAUUUGCUAAUUUUACUACACUUAUGUAUAUGUAGAACAGUCUUAGGGCAUAUAAAAUUGAGAAGUUUAAAACUAUAUUUUAUGAUAAAGGGCCUUUACGUAAAUGUGGCCAAAGCACUGAUAUUAUAUAUUUGCUGUAAAGAAAAUUAAGAGUUUUAUUUUUCUGAUAUUAGUUAAAUAAAGACGGUUUCAUUUAA
This is a messenger RNA of Scleropages formosus (Asian bonytongue), 3894 nucleotides long. It is a transcript of the gene mex3c, whose product is annotated as mex-3 RNA binding family member C. The transcript is spliced from 2 exons. Lineage: Eukaryota; Metazoa; Chordata; Actinopteri; Osteoglossiformes; Osteoglossidae. The coding region runs from base 233 to 2080 and encodes 615 amino acids. The record is from RefSeq and is a predicted model, not a curated record. Gene Ontology annotation, molecular function: RNA binding.